AUGGAUUGCAUGUUAAGAGAGUAUGUUGUUACUGCAUUGGGGGCUGGGCAGGGGAAGCAACAAGUUGUCGGCCAUUCUAAUUCUGAGCUUUCGGAACAGAAUAUUCAGAGUGAGACGGUGAACUUUGGAGGAGGAGCAGAAAAGAAAAAAGACAAGAAGAAGGAGAUGGCAGCCAUCACCGCAGCAACGGCCCGAGUGCUUCGUGAAACCAAGCCAAUACCCAACCUGGUAUUCGCCAUUGAGCAGUACGAGAAAUUUCUGAUUCACCUAACCAAGAAAUCAAAGGUGAAUUUGAUGCAGUACAUGAAACUCAGUACAUCAAGGGAUUUUAGAAUUAAUGCAGCCACGUUGGAUGCAGCACUCCAGGAACAAGAAGCAGAGGAAAUCCAGGAUGAAGCAAAUGAGCAGUCAAGUGUCACAAUGGAUGAAAACCAAGAAAACAGAGAACCAAAGAAGAAAAAAAGAAAAAGAUGAAACUGUAACAGCAAGGGCAGCAUCCAUGUCCAGUAAAUGUACAUGUCCCAUCUGAAUUUACACCCAUUGCAGGAUCUUAUCUAUUCAAAACGUCAUCCUCCAUCUCCAGGUUUUCAGUGCAGCUCUGCUAUGCUUACAUAAGUACUUCCCCUCCUGAUUUUAUGGGAUUAUCAAGAUGUUCUCAUGAAGCUCCAUCAAUUUGUACAAGUUGCGCCCGAAGGAGAUAAAACACUCAUGAACACUGUUAAUUGGGUAGUUGUCUUGCUGCUUCCCUGAGGUUGUCUCUCUGUGCCUGUUUCCUGUUUUGUGUCUGUUUCCGUUUGACAAGAGAUCCAUUUGUUUUUUCAAUAAUUUGAUAAAUGUCUAGUGCUUCUCCUGAAGGAACAAUAAAUAUAAAUUAUAAA
Messenger RNA from Rhincodon typus (whale shark), 878 nucleotides. RefSeq names its product Fanconi anemia group I protein-like. NCBI's taxonomy places the organism in Eukaryota, Metazoa, Chordata, Chondrichthyes, Orectolobiformes, Rhincodontidae. Gene Ontology annotation, biological process: DNA repair. The transcript is spliced from 5 exons. The coding region runs from base 1 to 474 and encodes 157 amino acids. Gene Ontology annotation, molecular function: DNA polymerase binding. The record is from RefSeq and is a predicted model, not a curated record.